This is a messenger RNA of Arctia plantaginis, 2934 nucleotides long. The record is from the annotation of a GenBank genome assembly. Lineage: Eukaryota; Metazoa; Arthropoda; Insecta; Lepidoptera; Erebidae.
AUGACUGACAGUGAAAGUGAAUUAUCUAACUCUAACUUAUUGCCCUUCCAGACUGUGAAUACGACUGUGAGUGCAAGAGGUCCAUAUACAAAUAUAUCCAACUUCAGCUUUCGCAAUCCAAUGACUUCUACAAUGUAUAAUAUGCCGCGAAACUUUGAGCGACAGAGGUAUGCUGAAUCUGUAUCGGAUCAGAGGAGUAUAUAUUACAGAAGAGAGAGGUCGCCGAUGUCGAUACACAGUGCCUGCGAUGUAUGGCCUCGCAACUUCCAACAAAAUUAUGGGAUGAAUUCACAGCGAUCGGUUUUCAAUGGUAGAAGUGGUUCUCCUCUAUCUAUAAGAAGUAAUGAUUCUAGUGCAAGUGCUGCUGACAUAGCUUUUGCAUUCAAAAAUGUUAAAUUCAAUAAAUAUGAUUUGAAAGUGAUCAAAGAAGCUUACCAGAAAUUGAUGAAACAACGUCACAGAAAAAGAAUUGAAAAGAGACGUAAUAUGAGAAAGUUUCUAAAAGGUAACAGAAAUAGAUCAGGUGAUGACUCGGGGGAACAAGCCAGCGAUUCCUCUGUAAGCAGUGAUGACUGCAGGUCUAUAAAGACCUCUUACAAAGAAAAUGUGUCGAGUAGUAGAAUGACAAGAAUGGACAAUAUGUUAAAAGACUGCACAGAAAGUUUCAGACAGAAUACUUUCAAAAACAUUUUUUCAGUUGGAAAUAAUUUUAAAGGAAAUCAAAAAUUUGAUAGUUCUUCACUUUCUAACAACAUUCGUGCAUUGCCUUCUCAAAAGGAGAGAUUUAAAACUGGGUUUCUUUUGCCAUCUCAAAGGUUUAAUAAGUCAGUGGUUUCAACUUUUGUCUCACAAAAUAUAGAAAGUAAUCUCAACAGUAAUGAAAGCAAUUGUAAACAAAAUGAGGUGCUAAUGGGAGACAAAAGUCCUGUCAGUGGAAGUGAAGAGGAAAUAUUUCCAGGCAAGACAGCUAGAGAAAAUAUUGUCUGCAACAAAGAAGUAGUGCAUAAAAGAACCCUAGAUGGUGAUGAAGAUUCCAGUUUUCCAGAUAGAAAGAGAAGUAAAAAAUCUUCUCCUAAUAUUAUUCCCAAAUCUAAGACAAAAAUUUUAUCAACAACAAAAAAUAGUACAAUAAAUAACAAUGUUGUUGAUAGUAAUAAUUUUGAGUUUGCGAAGCCUACAUUACCAAUUAAAAAAUCUAGAACCAAAAUGCAAGAAAAGAUUCUUUCAAAAUCCAAUAACCCUCUAACAGAAUUUGUGGAGUCAAUUCCUAAACAAAUAUCAAGAAAUGUUGAAGAGGUUCAGCCUCUUAUUAGUCCAAGUAAACCUGUCAAUGGUCAACCCGAAAUUGUACAGUCAGCAUCAAGUCAAGACUGUGAGGUGUCUAUGCGACCAAGCUUCAUAAAGAGAAAAUUAUUUACUCAGAAGCUUGAUGUGGCAGAAAAGAGUAAUGUAAGUAGUGAGGUUAUCAAUAGUCCACAAGAUGUAUACAACACAUUUCAAAAAGAGAAAAACAAAGCAAGAAAACUUGUUCCCACACAAUCAUGUAUGAAUAGAGAAGUACAAAGGGAUAAUAAUCUCUUAGAUUUAAUUCACAAAAUUGUGCCUCCUGACUCCAUUAAUAGAAGCAAUCAAACAAAGACAGAUGUAAAUAACUCUAAUAAGAGAGAUGAUGAUGACACAUGGGAUGUAACUUCUGUAAUAUCUAUGUGCAAUGAAACUGAUGUAAGUGACACUUUUACUGAUGAAGACAUAUUUGGCAAUAACGAUAAAAAGAAAUGUAGAAGUAAAAACACUAAAAAUACCAAUAAUCUUCCCAAAACAAGAAACAGUAGCUUUAUAAAACCAAAAACUGUAAAAAAUAUAAUUGACAGUGUAAAUCUCCCUCAAGAAUGUAGAACUACUAUUGCUAAAGUUGAUAAAGAGAAAAGUAAAAAACCUAAUAGUACCAAUUCACGGCCUAAUACGAGAAAUAGAAGCAAAAUACAAAGCGAAAAACCGAAAGCAAUAAAAUGCAUAGACAAAAAUUUAAAUUCAUCUCAUGAAGGUAGUAUAGUCAUUAAUAAGGUAGACAAAGAUAAAAGUAAAAAAGCUUAUACCAAUCCUUAUAGAAUAACUAGAAACAAUAGCUUUUUAAAACAAAAGGAAGUCAAAAGCAUAGAUGAAAAUAAAAAUCUAACACAAAAUGAAGAAAAAAGUAAAAAUUCGAACAAUACUAAUCUACUGAGAACAAGAAUCGAUAGCAAUAUAAAACCAAAAGCAGCAAAAAGCGAAGACAAAAAGUCACCUCUCGAAAGUAGGAGGGCUCCUAACAAGAUAGAUAACGAAAAAACUAAAAAAAGCAAUGAAUCUAAUCACAGAAUGACAAGAAAUAAUAGCAAUAUAAAACUAAAAGAAGCAAAACACAUUGACGAAAGUAUGAAUCAAGAUAAAGAAAAGAGUAAAAGAAACAACAACGUGAAUCAUCUUCCGAAAACGAGGAAUAAUAGCAAUAUAAAACUGAAAGAAACAAAACACAUUGACGAAAGUAUGAAUCAAGAUAAAGAGAAAGAAAAGAGCAAAAUUAACAACAACGUGAAUCAUCUUCCGAAAACGAGGAAUAAUAGCAAUAUAAAAUUAAAAGAAACAAAACACAUUGACGAAAGUAUGAAUCAAAAUAAAGAAGAGAGUAAAAGAAACAACAAUGUGAAUCAUCUGCUGAAAACGAGAAAUAAUAGUAAUAUAAAACCAAAAGAAUGUAAAGUAAUUAUAAAUGAAAUGCCUGCAACUCAAGGUGCUCUAAGAGCAGGAACCAUCCUGAAGAUUAAUGCCUUGUAUAACAAUACCAAUGUAACUAAGAACAUAGUGAAGAGAUCUGCUAAAACAUUUUGGGAUACCGAUUUUGAAAGUGAUGCAGAAUAUCAAAGUACACCACAGAGAAGGGCAAUCAAAAGAUAA